GGCAUUGACACGGACAACCGCGAGACAACCAACAACAGCAGCGUUCGUCACCAACAACGGCAUCGCGGCAAUCGGCUGACUGUCUGCUAUCUGCUACUCCUGUUGACGACACUCGACCAACGCCGCGGGCAGGCUGUCACAGCGUAGUGUCUCCGGCAAAGAGGCCCUUGCGUUACAAAGUGCAGCCGAGACAACUCCCUACCCAAACCUCCCCUGCGGUGCGGAUCGUCACCGUAGAUCUCUUGCUACUGGAAUUGUCAAUUAAACCACCAGUGUUGCCCGUACGCCCAACGCGCCGACCCUCUGCUCGUGUGCCUCCUUGUCACCCACCCCGUUGUCGCCCGCCCACCGUCUCCUAGCCAAGAGGCAGGCGCAGAACCCGUAGCAGUAGUAGCAGAAGCAGCACCACCACUCGAACCCUUUGCGCAUCUUCAAUCCCACAACAUGGCGGAAGAGGAGCAGCAGCCCAAGCGGGUUUCGCGCCCUCGUCCCGAAUCCACCAUUGCGCAGAACUUCGCUGCCGACCUGGACUCGAUGUUUGGCUUAGGGGAAGUCGACGACUUGUCAAGGACGAUUGAGGAAAAGAAAUACACAGUCAGCUCGGGACAGCAGCAAUUGCAAGAGCUCGAAGCCCGACUUCGCGAGACCGAACAGCGCUUGGCCAAGGUGUCGCGACAAAGCUCGCCAGCACCUCGAGGCGACAAUGCCGAUUCAAAGCCCUACACGAACGGCAAUCACACUUCGGAGGGGGCAGCGACGAGACCCAGCCCAUUGGCACAGAAACCCACGUAUCCAGCCGAUCGGCCGCCGACCGCUGACCGCCCUCCAUCAAAGCGAGCAGAUACGGACAAACUGGCUGCGAGCAUUCCCGGAGCUCUGCCACAAUCGCCAUCACCACACUACCACAGCAACAACGAUUAUAUCAUGGUGGACCGCAAUGGAGCUCAAGCCCAGAGGGGAUACGGUUGAAUGAAAGACGAGAAAUGGCUGGAGAGGUGGCACCGCUAUGGAGACUGCAGUUCAGGCGUAUGGACCGGCUGUGAGAAGGUAUGGAAACCGUUCUUUUCAGCUCAUUUUUUGGAGUUGCAAUUGUCACUUAGUUGCUGCGAUAAGCAUUGCCAGACCACGGCGUUCUUUGCGUACAGUACUGCUUCUGCUCACGACGUCACCGUGCGUGCCACCAGACCGACAACAUCCUUGCACAAUAUAAGCACAGAGCUAAGGAGUCUGCUGCAUGGACGUUGGAGCAAUAUUG
Molecule: messenger RNA, 1255 nt
Organism: Cercospora beticola
Lineage: Eukaryota; Fungi; Ascomycota; Dothideomycetes; Mycosphaerellales; Mycosphaerellaceae
Source: RefSeq, a predicted model, not a curated record